GCACGGAAGGUCCUGGUGUCAGUGUCUCAGAGGAGAGACAGAGUCCUGCUGAGAGUAGUGGCAUAACUGUCAUCUAUAACCCUUAUGCAUCCCUUUCUAUUGAACAACAAAGACAAAAGCUGCCUGUUUUUAAGCUAAGAAAUCACAUACUUUAUCUAGUGGAGAACUAUCAAACUCUGGUGAUUGUUGGGGAAACAGGUUGUGGGAAAUCAACGCAGAUUCCGCAAUACCUAGCAGAAGCUGGCUGGACAGCUGAAGGAAGAGUUGUCGGAGUGACACAGCCUCGUCGGAUUGCUGCUGUUUCUGUUGCAGGCCGAGUUGCUGAUGAAAGAGGUGCAGUGUUGGGGCAUGAAGUUGGAUAUUGUAUUCGGUUUGAUGACUGCACAGAUCCACAGGCUACAAGAAUUAAGUUUCUAACUGAUGGUAUGCUGGUGAGGGAGAUGAUGGCUGAUCCUUUAUUAACAAGAUACAGUGUCCUCAUGCUGGAUGAAGCCCAUGAAAGGACUCUUUAUACAGAUAUUGCCAUUGGCUUACUUAAAAAGGUUCAAAAGAAGCGUGGGGAUCUUCGACUGAUUGUGGCUUCAGCCACCUUGGAUGCAGAGAAAUUCAGGGAUUUCUUUAAUCAAAAUGAUACCGGUGACCCCAGCAAAGAUACCAGUGUGAUCCUUACUGUCGAGGGGAGAACGUUUCCAGUGGACAUCUUUUACAUACAAAGUCCUGUUCCAGACUAUAUAAAAUCAACUGUGGAAACUGCAAUGAAAAUUCACCAGAUGGAGAAUGAUGGUGAUAUACUGGCAUUUUUAACUGGCCAGGAGGAAGUGGAGACUGUUGUUUCUAUGCUCAUAGAACAGGCUCGAGCCCUUUCUCGCACUGGAAUGAAAAAACACCUCCGUGUUCUCCCCAUGUAUGCUGGGCUGCCUUCUCCUGACCAAAUGAAAGUGUUUGAGAGAGUUUCUCACAGUGUCAGGAAGGUCAUAGUAGCCACCAACAUUGCUGAGACCUCCAUCACAGUUCACGGAAUUGCAUUCGUAAUUGAUUGUGGUUUUGUGAAGCUUAGGGCCUAUAACCCCAAAACAGCCAUCGAAUGCCUUGUGGUGGUACCAGUAUCUAAAGCUUCGGCUAAUCAGAGAGCAGGACGUGCAGGACGGAACCAAAAAUGUUACAGGCUUUAUACAGAGGAGGACUUUGAGAAGUUGCCAAAGUCCACUGUUCCUGAGAUGCAGCGCAGUAACCUUGCACCUGUCAUCUUGCAGCUGAAGGCAUUGGGAAUCGACAACGUGCUCAGGUUCCCCUUUCUUUCGCCACCCCCUGCACAGUCAAUGGUGCAAGCUUUAGAAUUGCUGUAUGCUUUAGGAGGUUUGGAUAUGCACUGCCGUUUAACAGAGCCUCUUGGAAUGAGAAUAGCAGAGUUUCCUUUGAAUCCUAUGUUUGCAAAGAUGCUUCUGGAAUCAGGAAAUUUUGGCUGUUCCCAGGAGAUUUUGACAAUUGCUGCCAUGAUGCAAAUUCAAAACAUUUUUGUGAUCCCUCCAAAUCAAAAAGCUCAGGCUGCCAGGCAACACAGAAAGUUUGCUGUAGAAGAAGGUGAUCAUCUCACUAUGCUUAAUGUUUAUGAAGCCUUUGUCAAACACAGCAAGAGCUCGCAGUGGUGUCAGGAACACUUUCUCAACUACAAAGGGCUUGUUAGAGCUUCUGUUGUAAGAGAGCAGCUGAAAAAGCUCCUUGUCCGCUUUAAAGUGCCAAAGAAGUCCAGUGAAGGUGAUCCAGAUCCCGUUUUGAGAUGCAUAGUUUCUGGAUUCUUUGCUAAUGCAGCUAAAUUCCACUCUACUGGAGCUUACAGGACUAUCCGUGAUGACCAUGAACUUCAUAUCCACCCCACUUCAGUGUUGUAUGCAGAGAAACCUCCACGCUGGGUAGUCUACAAUGAAGUCGUACAGACUGCUAAAUAUUACAUGAGAGAUGUGACUGCUGUUGAAUCUGCAUGGCUCUUGGAACUGGCGCCUCAUUUUUACCAGCAAGGAACGCAUCUUUCCUUGAAAGCAAAAAGGGUUAAAGUAGAUGACCACUGAUUUGAGAUGACAUCAGACACAGAACCUACCAGUGAUUUCAAGCUGGCUACAGUCCAUUCAGCAGCCAGUUCAUUAGCAAUUUGAUCUUACAUCAACUUAAAUGUUUAAAUGCCUGCCAGGGGUUUAUGCAUGACCAGUACAUUGUAAACCUAUGUAGAGCUUGCAUUGUGGACAUUUUAUUCUUUGCCUACUUGAC
Molecule: messenger RNA, 2262 nt
Organism: Cariama cristata (Red-legged seriema)
Lineage: Eukaryota; Metazoa; Chordata; Aves; Cariamiformes; Cariamidae
Product: probable ATP-dependent RNA helicase DHX35
Cellular component (GO): catalytic step 2 spliceosome; intracellular anatomical structure
Molecular function (GO): RNA binding
Source: RefSeq, a predicted model, not a curated record